This is a messenger RNA of Bursaphelenchus okinawaensis, 3706 nucleotides long. The record is from the annotation of a GenBank genome assembly. Lineage: Eukaryota; Metazoa; Nematoda; Chromadorea; Rhabditida; Aphelenchoididae.
AUGUUUGAAAAACUGGAUAUAAACGACGAAGAUAUGGGAGAGAAGAGAAAGGAAGUAGAAAAAGAAGAUUAUAUAGAAGAGGACGAGUUUAUCAAAGCUUUCUUGCCAGAAAACUUGAAUAUCUACAUUCAUAGAGCAUAUGUUAGUGGGAAUACUGAGGAAUGCAAAAUGAUGAUCAUGGUAUGGUUUUAUUAGCUUUUUUUGAAUUUUAGGCUUGUCAUAAACCUAAAACGCAAUUUUUUUAAUUUUAGACUUAUCUUAGGCUAAAAAUACAUUUUUUUUGUAAUAUUAAGUUUAUUUAGGCUAAAAAAUAAUUUUUGUCAUUUUUUAGUUAAAAAUUCAGAUUUUUUUUUAUUUUUAAAAUUAAAAAAAAAAUUUUAAUUUUAAAAAUUUUGAAAAAUUGCCAUUUUUAAAAAUAGGUCAGCAUAAAAAAACAUUUUUUCAAUGUUUUUAUUCUUAAUUUACUUAUAGGACCUCUUAGCCAGAAGCAGCCCCAGUAUAUGUGAGUAUGCUUUGCUGGUACGAGCCUUGAUAGCAAGAGAAGAAGGCAAGAUCAAAGAAUCAUUGGAAUGGCUUCAGAAAGUGGCUGAAUAUAAUCCAAAUUCUGUGAAGUGAGUUUCGGCUUGAACUUGAAUUUUUAAGAUAGGGCUCUGGGCACGGGUUUCGGGAAUAAGGUUCGGGGCUAAGACUCUGGGUUAGGGCUCUGGGCUAAGGCUAGGUCUGGAAUUGUGGGCUAGGGUUCUGGGCUAGGGCUCUGAAGCAAGGACUGAGGGUUAGGGCUAGGGCUUAAGGAUAUGGGUUAGGGUCUCAUGCUAAGGCUCUUGUGCUAAGGCUCUCGGGCUAGGGCUGUGAGCUAGGGCUCUAAGGUUUGGCUUUGAGAUAGAACUCUAGAAUAGGGCUCUGGGCUAAGGCUCUAGACUAGGGCUCUUGAGCUGAAGCUAAGGUUGAUUUUUUAUAUGAAUGAUCAUUUUACAGACUAGUCUACGAGCUAGGCCGAAGUUACCUACUACUUGGAGACCAUGAGAGAGCGAUAAUGGCAUUUGACAAAGGAAUUCGGCUGGAUCCAAAUGAUUGGGUAUGAAACAUUACUUUUUUAACUUAGCUAUCCAUUGUCUUAGUCAUAUAAGCAUAAUUUUUUUUCAGAAGUUUUACUAUUGGAAAGCCACAUGCCUAUACUAUUCUACUACGAAUGUCCGAGAGGCCAUAGGCAAGGUAAGCAGUACAGCUACAGUAUGAGAAAGAUAAGUACAGUAGCAAAAUCUAAAAAUUUGUAAAAAAUAUAACAUUUUUUAUCAUUGCUGAUAAUUUUUUUAAAUAAAUUUUUUUUUAUGUUUUAGGCCCAAGAAUGCCUGACUCAGUACCCAAGAGCGAAUAAGAACGUUGAUAUGUUAACAUUGAUGGCCAAGAUAUGUAUUCAAAAGAACGACUUGAUUCCAGCUAUUGAAGCAUACAAAAUUGCACAUGAUGUAGGUUUUUUAUGCAGGAAUUUUUUUUACAAAACAUGAAAUGGCAAGAACUUUCUUUACAAAUCAAAAAAUGGCAAGAACUUUCUUUACAAAACAAAAUAUAACAAGAACUUUCUUUACAAAACAUAAAAUAGCAAAAACUUUCUUUAAAAACCAAAAAGUGGCCUUUUCUAUGUAUUCGUCGUAUAACUUGUCACCUAAACCCUUCAAAAUGCUUCUAUCAGGUUGUUCAAAUAAAUCUGUGCCCCAAAAUCUUGAAAAUUAGUUUUGAGAAAGAGCACAGAAUUAAAUGAACGACAUAACAGCAAGCCUUAUAAUGACAAUGACUUAAAUACUUUAAAAUGUCAUUACAAACCUUAAAAUGCCACUAUAUAUGACAUUUUUAGUUAGAACCAGACAAUCUCGAGAUCAUUUCUCAUCUCGGCCUGAUCUACCUAAAAACUGGCAAUGAAGACAAAGCCUUCUCUCAUCUAGGCAAGGCUCUAACUUACGACCAAAAUCAUCUGCCGAGCCUUAUCGCGGCUGCUGCGAUUCUACAAAACAAUGCUGAUUUUGAUGUGGCACUUACCAAGUAUCGGUAUGUUUAAAUUUUAAAUUUUAUUUUUUAAUUUUCAAAUUGAAAAACAAAAAAUUUGAAUAUUUGUCGAUUUUGGGGCAGAUAGAGGUGCGGUAAAGUUACUGUAACUUUAAUAGUAGGUUAAAUUGUAAAGUUGUUGUUGGUGUUAUAGAUGAGUAAGUCAAUAAACUACUUUGUCAAUAAUUUUUUAAACACUAGUCGUUACUGUAACAUAAGUUAUGUCAAAAACAGAUUCACACAUCAGAGUAGAGGAAAGGGUAAAGUAAAGCUACUGUAACUUUUGUCAUACUGUAACUUGUAAUCUUGUUGUUUUUGGCAUAGAUGACCAAGUCAAUAAUUUACCUUGUUGCCAAUUUUUUAGUCUUAAACUCUUUUAUAACAUAAGGUAUGACAAAAACAAAUUCACACUUCAUAGUGAAGGAAGGGGUAAAGUAAAGCUACUGUAACUUUUAAUAUACUGUAUUGUUUUACAUUUUUGUUUUUGGCGUAAGUGAUCAAAACCUUAGCCUAUCUUGUCACCAAUUUUGAAGUACCAAACUUCAUUAUAACAUAAGUUAUGACAAAAGCAAACCCACAUUUCAGAGUAGCGACAGCCGCUUGCGACCACAACGGAGCCAUCUGGAGCAACAUUGGAAUGUGUUUUCAAGGCAAAGGGAAACUUGUUGCAGCAAUUAGUUGCCUAAAACGAGCAAACUACUUGAAUCCGCUGGACUGGAAGAUUUUGUUCAAUUUAAGUUUGGCAUAUUUCAGUAUGUUGCAGCAUUCAACGGCUUAUCACUUCAUGUCGGCCGCUUUGAACUUGAACCCAAAGAACAGGUUUUUGUUGAUGGGAUUGGCUAGUAAGUGACUUUUUUGUUUGAUUUUUACCCUACCCUACCCUACCCUGCCUUACCCUACCCUAUUCUACCCUACCCUAUUCUACCCUACUCUACCCUAAUUUCCUCUAAUUCUCUACUUGUUACAGUAAUCCUAACCCGGUUGGAAGAUCAUGCAAAUGCUCGGAAAGCCUAUGAUAGAGCAUUAGCCAUGGAGCCCAAUGAUUACAUAAUCAGGUUAAACUAUACGGUGUUUGAAUAUCGUCACGGUACUCCGGAAGCUGCUGCUGAAGUUUUGAGAGAUAUUGGUGCUCCACCUAAGCAUAUUGAUGCUUACACACUUGGGGUAGGUUUUGUAAAGAAAGUUCUUGAUAUGUUCUGGUUUGUAAAGAAAGUUUUCGCCAUUUCUGCUUUAUAUAAAAAGAGAUUGACCGCUUUUGACAGCAUGCAAGCUGCGGGUGACAAGUUAUACGACGGAUACAGAAAAGUCGUCAUUUUCUGUUCUGUAAAGAAAGUUCUUGCCAUUUUUCGUUUUGUAAAGAAAGUUCUUGAUAUGUUCUGGUUUGUAAAGAAAGUUUUUGCCAUUUUUUGGCUUGUAAAGAAAGUUCUUUCCAUUUCUUAGUUUGUGAAGAAAUUCUUGCCACUUUUCAGUUUGUGAAGAAAGUUCUUGCCAUUUUUUGUUUUGUAAAGAAAGUUGUUUCUAUUUCUUAGUUUGUAAAGAAAGUUCUUGCCAUUUUUUGUUUUGUAAAGAAAGUUAUUGCAACCUUAUUCAUUUUCAGGAACUAAUGUCGAUUGUGGAUAGAAUGAGGUCGAGCUUACGCAAAAUUCCUGGGAUCACUGGUUUAUAA